AUGGACAGAGACAACAGAAAUGAAAAGAGCGUGCUGGACAAAAGGGGGUAUAAGAGAACCCAGGAGAUGGGGCCUGCACGAACUGUUCUUCCUUUAAACGAGUACGUUGGUGACCGGGAGAUAAACUCUCGGCUAUCAGUCAGGAAUGUCACGCUUGUUGAUCCGUCUGGCCCAAUUGACUCUGGGUAUGCUAAGCUGCGGCAGUGGGUUGAGGACUCGCUUGACUCAUUUAAGAACGAUCUUAAUAAUCUUAUGUUUCCUGUUUUCAUUCAUUUGUACCUUGACAUGAUAUCUAUGCGCAGGGAGAAUGAAGCACUUUCAUUUAUGAACGAGUACAAAGAAGACUUUAUAGAAGUACAUGCAAGCGAGCUGCGUCAGAUAGAAAUGGUACGAGAAAUGUCCAAUCUUAAAGAAAACCAGCUGGCAAUGGCGUUUAUAUCGAAUAAAUACCACCUGACCAUGGGGAAGUAUGCAUUUGACCUUCUAAUUGACUUUCUGGAGCUCAAUGGAAUGCUUAAAAUAGGGAAGAUUGUGAACCAGUACCUUAACAUAAAAGUAUUCACUGGAAAGAUGAGCGAAGACAUUGUGGACAUCGGGCUGGUGGGCGUGGCAGAUUUUGACUUUAAUAAGAAGCCCAUUACAAGCGGUGUGCACUACAUUUCACCCAAGGUUGAAGAGCUUGUUUUGACUGAAGAGCAGUAUAAGUAUGAGUAUUUAGACCAGUUCUUGGGGAUUCUAAAGAAAAAACGGCUGGAGCACACGCCGCCGGCAUAUGAUAGAAUACCUUUGCCCAGUCCGUCUGCCUCGCAUAUUGCAUCUGAGAUAGAUAAGCUAAGAGAUCUUGCUAAGAGGAUGAAUGUAGGGAAGCACCAGAUGCCAAGUAUUUGCUGCUACACUGUACAUAAUACAUUUGAAACCCUCUGCUGCUCUGACUACUCCUCUGAUCUAAAGCUCGUUGCGCUUGGGUACACAGACUCAUACAUUGAGAUACACUCUCUAACAGAUGAAAACCUACUGAAGCUCAAACAAAGCAUCUAUUUGAAGGCGCCUGAGAUGAGAACAGGCAAGGCAGACGAUGCGCGGGAUGACGCCGGAAAAGUGGUGCGACUUGUUGGGCACUCUGGUCCAGUGUAUGCAGUGAAAUUCUUUGCAAACAAGCGAUUCUUGCUUUCUGCCUCGCAGGAUAGCACAAUUCGCCUUUGGUCUUUGGAUACAUACUCUGAGGUUGCAGUAUACCAGGGGCACUUCUUCCCUGUGUGGUGUAUUGAUAUUGCAUCGAAUGAUUACUACUUUGCAUCUGGGUCAAGUGAUAGAACUGCAUGCGUGUGGAGUGUUGAGAAUGCAAAGCCUGUUCGGCUGUUUGCCUCUUCUCUUAGUGAUAUAAUGUGCGUAAAGUUCCACCCGAACUCAAACUACUUAUUUACUGGCAGCUGCGACUUUAAGAUUAGAAUGCACGAUCUGCAAGAUGGUGAGCUGGUCCGUCUUUUUGUUGACCAUAAAGAUGCAGUGACAUGUUUGGAUGUUUCUGCCUGUGGUAAGCACCUUCUGUCUGGAGGAAAGGAUAAAACUGUUAUCCUUUGGGAUAUUGCAACGGGAAAGAAACUGUUUAAGUAUACAGGGCACGAAGGAUUCAUAUACUCUGUCAGCUUUUCGCACUUCUCCUCCCUGAUUGUUUCCUCCUCAAGUGAUAAUACUGUGCGGCUGUGGGAUAAAUACAAAGGAGACCUAGUUGCCACAUACUAUACUAAAUCAACUCCUAUUAUUAAGGCAGUAUUUGGAUAUAGAAACAUAAUAUCCUGCUUAGGAGCAUACACACCAAAAAAGUAAUAAAGUACUAUUUACA
Molecule: messenger RNA, 1843 nt
Organism: Nematocida parisii ERTm1
Lineage: Eukaryota; Fungi; Microsporidia
Product: transcription initiation factor TFIID subunit D4
Exons: 1
Coding region: 1-1827 (608 amino acids)
Biological process (GO): transcription initiation at RNA polymerase II promoter
Cellular component (GO): transcription factor TFIID complex
Molecular function (GO): RNA polymerase II general transcription initiation factor activity; protein binding
Source: RefSeq, a predicted model, not a curated record